This is a messenger RNA of Pomacea canaliculata, 4933 nucleotides long. Its product is annotated as regulator of microtubule dynamics protein 1-like. The record is from RefSeq and is a predicted model, not a curated record. Gene Ontology annotation, molecular function: microtubule binding. Lineage: Eukaryota; Metazoa; Mollusca; Gastropoda; Architaenioglossa; Ampullariidae. The transcript has 8 exons. Gene Ontology annotation, cellular component: cytoplasm; spindle microtubule; mitotic spindle pole. The coding region runs from base 691 to 1491 and encodes 266 amino acids.
GAACUGUGAGCAGACCAUCAACCGGUGCGCCAGGGAGAUCGGUUCCCAGUCUUCUCUAUUUUUGUAUUUUUCGAUAAACCGACGACAGUUUAGACGAUGAGGGGUUUAUAACGGAAUCUUUCACAUCAGCCGUUGUAUAUUUUAUCUUCUAAAACAGUUGUGUUCGAGUAAAAAAGCUCGUACAGACGGAAACACUUGUGUGUUGCUGUGAAUUUCCAGUCUUGAGAGGAGAUUUAAACGAUGUCAGUGCUCGCACUGUUGCGCAGCAGACGUGAGUUGUGGUGUUGCUGGUGGAGGUAUUGACUGGAGGAGCCGCUAAUUUUAGCAGGGUCAGGCGAGGGCAUGUGGCUGUGUUGUGUUUGGCUAGCGGUGGUCCGACCGUUGCAAAUGGCCUGCAAACUGUUCCUGUCGUCUGCUAGUGUAGUUGAAGGACAUCGACUUCAUGUAUGAACUAUUUUUUGUAAUAGCUCGGCGCAUUUAGAGAUGUCAGCGCAUGUGUUGAGGUGUGACACGGCACACGAUGAUGGGCAGACACGCUCAGUCUCUCAGACAAAAACAUUGAGACAAGAACAGAUACUGAGUAUUGGACAGACAGAAGAAGGUUAAUGUAGGCAGGUGAAAGACUGGUCAAGACUCCGGAGCGCAAGCAAGGGCAGGUGGGCGUGUGUUCUUUGCGUCGUACCUGUGGUCAUGCAGCACGACAUGAAAGAAAGUGCAGACACACGUGUUAUCAACGGAUCAGUCAUCAAGGACGCCUACGCCACAGGCGAUGUCAACAUCGACGAGGUGAUCGCUGAGUCAGAUGCCCUCCUGCAGGAGCACAAAUACGAGGAGGAGUUCAACCUACUGUCCAAGUUCAGUCACGUGGACAACGACGAGCUGCUAUGGCGACUGGCGCGCGUGUACUGUGUGUGGGCCAAGGUGCAGGGGGAGAGAGGACACGACCACCGGAGGAAAGAGCUGAUGGAGGAGGGCUUCAUCUUCGCCAAGCGAGCUCUGGAGCUCAACAACAAGAGCCCGAGAUGUCACUCGUGGUAUGCCACCAUGAUGCACUUCACCAGCGAGUACCGGGGCCUGCGCACUCACUAUCUCAACGCCUUUACCAUCAAGGAGCACUAUGAGACUGCGGUUUCCCUGGACCCUGCUGACGCUAUAUCUCUGCAUUCUCUGGGAUACUGGCAUUUCUCGUUUGCACACCUACCCUGGUAUCAGAAGAAACUACUGGCUGUGCUCUUCCGCACUCCUCCAUCCACUACCUUCGAACAGGCUCUUGAGUAUUUUUACAAGGCAGAAGAAGUGGCCCCAGAAUUCUUUAACAUGAACCUGGUGAUGGCGGGCCGCGCUCACUGGCAUCUGGGUCAGCACCAGGAGGCGCUGGACCUCUUCAAGCGCGCCAGUCACGUGACCCCACGCAGUCCCGACGAGCGCCUGGCGUACGCCAAGGCCCACGAGAUGCUCAAGAAGAUGGCGCCGGAGAAGCACCACAGAUGAUGACACACGGCGUGGCCAUCUUUUGCCCCGCUCGGCUCCAUACAUUGGAUGAAUUAAUUGUACGGUGACUUUUCUGUAUCAUGGACUAAUUAGUAUCAAAACCGAGGCUUUAGGGUUGGUGAUCUAAUGAAUGUAAGCGUCUCGACCUUUUCUUUUGCAACAAACCUCCUGUCUCGUUUGUUGUCCACAAAGGAUAUUACGAACAUCAAGUACAACAACAACAAAAAUCUUCAAUACUCUGUGGAAACUCGUCAUAUUACAACUGCACUCUUCAAGGUCUUCAGUCUUCAUGCUUCAAACUGUAUUAUAUUUCCUUUAUUUAUUAUUUCUGACCUAACUAAUUUAUUUACUCCCUAUAAUGAUGUACAAUUGUUAGCCGCUUCUCUGGUUGUGUGGGAGUUACUCUGGUCCAAUACCAUAUCAUAUUUGUGUCGAUGUCGAUGUUUAAUAUAAUUUAUAUGUCCAGUCGUGCUGUUUUAGAACACUUAGAAGAUAGCAGACAAGAUGAGAUGAAGGCUUGAGCAAGUAAUGAAAGGAAAGAAAAACAAUUUUAUUUAUCGAGGUAGCGGGUUUUGCAGACGCCAUUUAAGUUUGUAUCGCCGUGGUGACCCUAGAAUACAUCUCGUCCCUCGUUGCCCUCGAUACUACCAGUCUAUUUCUACAGUAAGAUAUAGGUGAUGACUCGCUAAUGGUCAUUCCUCCUACCAGGGGUCCAUUGAGCUCCUUGUUCAUUAUUAAUCCUCCAUAACCCGGUGUGUUGUCAUUUUUGGUGAAAGGAAUUACAUAACUUCCUUGUCUUCUACCCCAAACCCCCUCUAAAUAAUGGGCAUUCCUGAAGAGUCACAAUCUGUUUCUCUAAAACACAUACAGAGUGGUGAGGUAUAUAUGAAGACGUUUCUCGAAAACUUUGCGCCGUGCACACCGCUUGCAAUACCGAGCUGCAUUGGUCACGUGAGAAGAUUAUCACGGUGGGCAGCAGGACAGCUUUUCAUGACACCCGUGAAGCACUACUUCUAGCAGGUGCUGACAUGCCUGCAGCGAGGUGGUGGUACCACAAAACUGGAAGGUGGUAACGCAGUUGUCGGUGUGAGCUCCACGACAAACAAGGACUGGCACCUUCUGACCUUUUCCCCCCAACGCCAGCAGCUGCACGUGCCCCCGGACCCCCUUCCCAACAGCCCCUCCCUUAAAAAAAUCUCAAAAACAAAAAAAAAGCUAUAAAAAUCACGUGGCAAACUUUGGUUGCUAGCGAGGGGCAUGGUCAAACAAUGCGUGUGACAAAAGCUUCUAGUCACGUGAUGCAGUGGCGAGGUCUGUAUGGGGACGGACGGGGUAGGUGGUGGGUGAGUGGAAACAGGCUUUUUCUCAUGUGACACGAUGUGACUUCAUCGCCCGACUUUUUUGUUUGUUUGUUUUUCGUUUCAAAUACUGGAACCAGAUGAACACAACUACUGUUAUUAUUUUUGCUGUCAAUUACCUUUCAGCGUAUAUCAUUUCCCCCAAGCCACGAUUCCCCUCCUUUCCACAAUCUCCACCUCCCGAGAUAGAGCGCUGUCGGUGUGUAUCGAUCUUGCUGCCAAUACAGUUCACUUAAGGGCUUUGAGUCGUCUUUAGAGAUUUGUCCCUUAAUAAGAAAAAGAACGAAGAUUGGACAUAAAAGAAUGUAGAGAAAGAGGAAGUUGAAUUUAUAGAAUGUAAGCUAAAAAUAAAUAUGUAGAAUAAUAAAUUUAUUGUGAUUUUCCAGUAAAAAAAGAACUUGACCUCAAUUUAACAGAUGAAUAAUUUCCAGUUUUAAUGUAUAAUGCUGUAGGAUUUUUAAAAUGUUGACAUCUUUGGUAGCCUGAUUUGAAAUACUAUAAAAUCUUGGAAAAACUUUACAAGUUUCUAAAUAAAAGUUUUCCACAAUAUUUUCUUGGCCCCCUACUCGGCUUACCGUGGAUAUUAUUUUGUUGUUUUAUUCGAAAUCUGUUCACAAAAUAUCGUUUUAGUUUGUUUUCAUUUUUAAUCUUUCAAUCAUCUUUCAAUCUGUUGUUUUAAUUCUGAUAAUUCAAGCGCUCGUGACAAUCGUAUGCUUGUCAGUGGAUUCUCACGAGAUGAGAAAAAUGUUAUUGUUUGUCGUGAGGACUUUUUGUCAACAAAUUGUACUUAUGAGGUCGUCUGUUCUCCAGCUUAAUGCCUGGGGUACAACUAUACAAUGUAGCACACCCGUAUCGAACAAUGUCGAUGUAAGGAAAUAUUUAAAUAUGUAAAACCUGAGCAUCUCAGAUGUGUCUGUUGUUGGUGCUCAUGUUCAUGGAGAGGACAGAAUUCUGCGGAAUCUUGUGGUAGGUGAGCUGUGUUCACUGCAAGAUUCAUUUGAUGUAUAACGAGGGCACAAGAUUUCAAUACUCAGUGAUAUAUAUAUGUGUGUGUGUAUGAUUGUGUGAACACGACUGUGCAUGCGUACAUACAUGGCUUCCUGUAAAUGCUCGUCCUUCUUAACUUCAGGAGCUCAAAGCCCUGACAGGAAAAGGCUUUUAUAUUAAAAAAAAAACUUUGAGAAACUCUGUCAACCGUUUGUCUAUAGUUGUCCGGGUUUGUAAAGAUUCAUACGAUUCAUACUCACCGUGGUGUUUGAGUUCGUGUGUUUGAGUUAUAAAGAGCUGGCUCCUGUUUUUAGCCUUCAACUUUGUGUGUACUUCGCUUGUUUACAAGGUUGCUGUUAUUGUUUAUUUUGUAAACUUUAGUUGACUGUUCCGUCCAUUGUGUUGGGUGUACACCAUUAUCACCAUCAGGAGCAGUGAAUGGGACUGUGCUGUGGGAGAUGGGUGGUGGUGGGAGGCGAACCCAAGGAAAAUCAUUUUACAAGCAUCCAUCCCCAGGCUGGUGAUAGCAGUGAGUAGGAGUCAUGUGAACGAUUAUCAGGACCACGCAUGUCUAUUGUCCUCAGAUAGGUCAAAGGGCAUUUGACAAAACAUGAUGUUGGCCUCCACAGCAGAGAGGUUUCUCAGUUGCUGAGGCUUGUAUGGGCCCCAUGUGAAAAAAAGUCUCUACAACAUUGUGUUGGUGACCAUUCUGAGUCAUCUCAAUGAGUGGAAGGGGUCGGUGUGGUAGGAGGGGUAGGCGGGUGGUAGUCACGUGCAACUGUGUUUGUAAGCCAGAUUCUUCCUCAGACAAAACAAAGCCUAGCAUCUGGCUCACAAAUUUAUUUUUAUGCUUUUCUUUAAUUGUAAAUGAUUUUGUAUUUUUGGCCAGCAGGGUUAUAUUAUUUGUAUUAUUGCUGCUGCUAUGUACUUCAUCACUGCAGUAUUCCGUGUAACUAUAGGGUGUGAAGAAGAGUAGCAUCGCUAUGUUCUCAAAGUGUCUAAUGGGGAAUAUGUAAAUGUACAUUUAGUUUCCCUUCUACAAUGCAUUUACCUGACCAUUUUCUUGAUGAUUAUUAAACUAGACAUUCAGAAUGUUU